Polyodon spathula (Mississippi paddlefish) is the source of this 1956-nucleotide messenger RNA. RefSeq lists its product as uncharacterized. The record is from RefSeq and is a predicted model, not a curated record. Lineage: Eukaryota; Metazoa; Chordata; Actinopteri; Acipenseriformes; Polyodontidae. The transcript has 3 exons. The coding region runs from base 8 to 1648 and encodes 546 amino acids.
CUGAGGAAUGGAUCGCAAAGCUGCGUACGCUUCAUUGGUGGAAGGGGUGCAGCACUUUGACUUUACUGGAGAAUCCAUUCCUUGCAAUCUUAUAGUAACAGGAGAUGAUGCUUUCCCAGUUGCCAUGACUCCGAAAGGGGAUGUCAUGAUCGCUGCCUCUCAAUAUGGCAAGGGUCGGAUGGUGGUCAUGUCUCAUGAAAACUAUAUGACGUUUCCAAGAUUUGCCAAAUUCAUUCGAAAUGCAGUAAAUUGGCUGAAACCAUCCCCAGAUGCACUGGUUGGUCUCCACAGCAGCCUACAACUUUUAGCCACUGAGCUCUCUAGCACAGGAACAAAGGUUAAGAUAAAUAAUGCUUAUAUUGAGGGAAUGGGGGUUUACUGCAUGAAUGCAUAUGAUGACACCCAGGCUGCAGAGCUCCUCAGCUUUGUAAAGGAAGGGGGUGCCCUGCUCAUUGGUGGGCAGGCAUGGCACUGGUCUUAUUCACAUACAACUGAAAAUGUGUUUUUCUCUUUUAAUGGGAACAAACUGACCAGUGCUGCUGGCAUUUAUUUCACAACCGAAUAUGGACAGAGGAUCAUCUGUCCGGUCCAGAGUGAAAUACCAACAAGCUCACUGGCAGUUAGGUCGCAAAUGGCUGUAGAAAGCAGCGAUGAGUACAAAAAGAAAUUUCUGGAGGCAGUUUUCCUUUUUCUGAAAGAAGGGGUCAGCUCUGUUGAGUCACUCACGGUGUUUCUGCUGACUGCUGACAAAGACCACAUGGAACAGGAGCAUGAUGAAAUCAGGAGGAUGAUCGAAGAAGCUACCCAGAGUGUGUCAAAAGCAGAGAUGGUUGCCAAAUAUCAACUUGCAAAGGUUGAUGAAAAAUAUUUGGUGUUCACUACAGAGAAGAGCGAUCUGGAAAGUGAACAAACAAUGAAGAACAUGGAAUUGAAUAAUCUAAACACCAUCCUUGUAUGUCAUAAUCAAAACUUAGAGUACAGUAAACAAAGCUUGGAGACUUCGUAUAGACAGCAGCGAACUGCACAACAAAACCUUGAUAGUGCCAGAGCAAGGUAUCAUGAUGAAGAAAAAAAAAGGAAUAUCGGAAUUGGAUUGAUGUUCAUACCCUUCAUUGGGACAAUAGUCGGAGCUACCAUGGUUGGUGUUUCUCAAACAGCCAUGAACAAUGCAGCAGAGCUUGUCAAAAAUGCAGGAGCUGCUGUGAAUAAGUUCAGAAAUGAAGUCAGUAACUAUUCAAACAAAGUGGCCGAAUACACUAAUCUUGUGACUUGUAAGCAGAAUGAAAUCUCCAACACCAGCAGCCGUUUGGGGGCUAUUAAGAGCAAGCUGCAGCAGUUAUCCCAGAAGCGGGCAGCCACUGCUGAAGUGCAGAAGAAACUCCGAGAUGCCACCCACUUCCUGAGCAUCCUGGCUGGAAGAGUGCAGGUGGCCGAGGUGCAGACCAGGAGCGUACUCUUCUUCGAUCCUCUGAUCACCAUACUGGAGGACAUAUCUCAGCACAUAGUCCAGCUCUCGGGGAACGAGAAAUACCAACUUCUCUACCAGCAGGAUAUCAAACCAGUGAUAGACAGGCUGAAGGAAAACAACCCUAAACUCAAAGCCAUCUGCAGCACAGGCGAGGGGCUUUGUGAAAAUUUGACUUUUUAAUGGUCCUUUAAUUGUAAUUAUGCAAUGCAUUGAGCUGUGUCACUUUGCUACAAUGAGCAGUGGAGAUUAAUGUUAGAAUCAAAAACUGAAGAUUGAUAAACAUACUAUCAACACCUAUCAAAUGAUAUAACUGUGUUGUACAGAUGAAAAAUUCCUGACUCUCAAACAAAUGUGUUUGUACAGACCCCGGGAGGGGAACACGACUUACAAUCUCGUGGCCGGGCUCUAGUCUGUGUGUACUGUGAGGAAUGACUUCUGUCAAUCAAUAACCUUCUGACUUUUGCAGAUGAAAUAAAACAAAUUGCAGA